GUACAGAAGAGGAGGGUCGCGUGAGCGUGAGAGGGAGUCGGGGAUGCAUACAUUCGCGGAUCCAUAGAAGAAGAAGACGACGACGACGACGACGACGAGCUACACCACCACCACCACCACCACCACCACCACCACCGCCGCCGCCGCCGCCGCCGCCAUAAUGCCGCGCAUCAACCUGCCGCCCAUCACGCGCACCCUUCUGCUAGUCCUCAUUACCUUAUCGUCGCUCAAUGCCGUCUUGCGAACCACCAAAUGGCGCAUGUCCCUCGACUCCAAUCCCGCUGCAACUACAGCCACCGACUACCUCUCGAGCCCGCGAUGGUCGGUUCCAUACCUGGUGUGCGUGCCCACACAGAGCAUUCGCUUCCCAUGGACUGUUCUCAGUGGAGCUCUGAUCGAGAACAACGUGGUGUCGCUGGUGAUCAGUGGUAGUGUGUUGUUCUUCGGAGGCAGAUAUCUCGAAAGAGCAUGGGGCACCAAGGAGUUCGGCAAAUUUGUGCUGUUUGUAACAAUGAUACCCAACAUUAUCACGUUCUUCAUAUACGCGGUGUGGCACGGGCUAGUGGUCGCUGCGCCUGAACAUCCCACGCCUCUUAAUGGUCUCGUAGCUCUCGAAGCGGGCUUUUUAGUAUCCCUCAAGCAACUCGUGCCUGAACACACAGUAUCUAUCUUCAAAGGCACCAUCCGAAUGCGCAUCAAGCAUUUCCCAGCAGUCUUCGUUCUCGCAAACAUGAUCUCUGGGCCCUUACUCGGAACGGAUACAGCCUUCUGGUUAAGUCUCCUUGGAUUCCUCACCUCCUGGCUCUAUCUCCGCUUUUUCCGUAUCUCAGACAUCUCCAACGCAACUACCGGAGGACAAGAUACGAUCAUCAAGGGCGAUGCAUCCGAGACAUUCUCUUUCACUGCGUUUUUUCCCGACUUUCUACAUCCCAUCCUGUCACCCAUAUGCGAUGGAGUAUACAAUCUUCUCGUACAACUACGUGUGUGUACCCCAUUUUCCGAUCAAGACAUCGAAGCCGGAAACGAGAAUGCUGCAUCGAGAGCCGCCGAAGGUGGUUUGCCGAGCUUCAAUAGUGGUGGUAGCGGUGGCAGACGCGCCGAAGCCGAACGGAGAAGAGCGAUUGCGCUCAAAGCUCUAGACCAAAGACUCAACGCUGCCGCUGCGAGCAGAAGCGCGGGCGCGCCUUCUGUGACAAAUGUACAAGUGACUUUGAGUGCCGAUGGUCCUGAUGGUAAUGGUGGUGGUGGUGGUGUUGAUCAAGGGGUGGAGAACGCGGAGGAGAAGAAUAAGAAGAACAAGGGAUUAGCGGUCGAAAUUGAACAAUCAUAAGUACCUAGUUCUGUACGAUCACAUAUCGACUUCACUUUUCG
This is a messenger RNA of Sphaerulina musiva SO2202, 1371 nucleotides long. Its product is annotated as DUF1751-domain-containing protein. NCBI's taxonomy places the organism in Eukaryota, Fungi, Ascomycota, Dothideomycetes, Mycosphaerellales, Mycosphaerellaceae. The record is from RefSeq and is a predicted model, not a curated record. Bases 161 to 1330 code for a protein of 389 amino acids. Gene Ontology annotation, biological process: retrograde vesicle-mediated transport, Golgi to endoplasmic reticulum. The transcript is spliced from 3 exons. Gene Ontology annotation, cellular component: membrane; Golgi apparatus.